UUGGGGCACAGGGUAGCGACUGCGUCUGACGACACGGGUGGGACUUGGUCGCUGCCGGAAUGAAGCCGGGAUUCCUCCUUGUUCGCUCAGCCUUGAGAAACCUGGGAGGCUAUGUGAGCUGCGGUUGAACGGCGCUGGAGGACGACCGCUUUGCCAGGAGAAAAUUGACUGCUGAGCAGUGUACAUCUGAAGAAGGAUGCUUUGUCAAAUGAGAUUGGAAGAUUUAGAAGAAACUAUAAUUCCAAGGUUAAAAAAAAAUUUACCUAUGCACAUACACAUAAUAUUGUGCACAACUGCAGAGGUGGCUUCUAGAAUCCUCUGAAGCCUAUCUUCUAGCAGGCCGUGGACUCCAUGGACUCCAAGGGAAGAAUGCAGACGAUCAAAUGUGUGGUUGUGGGAGAUGGGGCUGUAGGUAAAACCUGCCUCCUCAUCAGUUAUACAACAAAUGCCUUUCCUGAGGAGUAUAUCCCCACUGUCUUUGACAACUAUAGUGCCCAGACAUCUGUGGAUGGCCAGAUCGUCAUCCUGAACCUGUGGGACACAGCAGGCCAAGAAGAAUAUGACCGACUGCGAACACUCUCCUACCCCCAGACCAAUAUCUUCGUCAUUUGCUUUUCCAUUGGCAACCCAUCUUCUUAUGCCAAUGUGAGGCAUAAAUGGUACCCCGAGGUCUCCCAUCAUUGCCCCAACGUACCUGUUUUGCUGGUAGGCACCAAGAGGGACCUGCGGAGUGACCUUGAGACAGUGAAGAAGCUAAAGGAACAGAGCCUAGUGCCCACAACUCCUCAGCAAGGCACUUCCCUGGCUAAGCAGGUGGGGGCUGUGAAGUAUCUGGAAUGUUCAGCCCUGAUGCAAGAUGGGGUCCGUGAGGUAUUUUUGGAAGCCAUCCGGGCUGUGCUUUACCCUGCCACAAAGAAGAACACCAAGAAGUGUGUCCUCCUAUAGCUUUUGGGAUGUUGCCUGGGGACUGCACCCACAGAGAAAAAGGGGAAAUUCCCUUGAUAGCAUUUAACAUUCCCAGCAUGAGCCACUUAUCUCUUCUCCUGGAAACCCUAGGCUCCAGGUUAUUUGGUUUUUGGAGGAAUGAAGAGAGGCUAGUUUGUACUUGGCUGCUUUGAAAUUCAGUCUGAACCUUUUAGAGAAAGUUUGAGAGUGAGAGAGUGUGUCUCUCCUGUCGAAGUGAUGAGAGGAGACGUCACCAGAUGUUCUUUUUGGCACUGGCCAGGCCACAACUAAGCAGAUAAGCCUAGUACUGUUCUUUGUAGGCUUUUGCCUGACUGUUUGAAAUCUAAUUUCAGCUUUCCUGGAUGUGUUUAUCAUUGAGCUAGUACCUCACAGAUGGACAGGGUUCUCCAAGUUUUCAAAUCAUUGCCUGAGGCUUUCUGAUAAACUAAUUUUUGGAAACCAUUUUAGGUGUGAUUCCUGGGUAUUCCCAGUGUUGACAUGUUCUUCCCAUUCUUGAGAUGAGAUGCUUUUGCAAUAAUGGUUAAGCAGCAUUUCUAGAGUUCUGUGAGAUCGUAACAGAUGUUUCUUAAAAGGGUUCUAUGGGCCUCUGGCCUUUUGAGAUGGCUCACGCUCCAUCUGUGGAGUGUGUUUCUCUCUUAAUAAAUCUGCUUCUUACCUAAAACAAAAAGCGGUUCUGUGGUCAGAUAAGGCAAGAAUCAUUGAUUUAAAUAAUGCCAAAUAGUUUCUUUUACUGCAGGAAGUUUUAUAACUUUUAAUAAGUAUGCAAUAUUUCCCAAAGUUAUUUCACUGAACUUUUUUUUUUUUUUGGCCCCAUGCAGCACCUAUUAACAUCUCUGGGAACACAGUUUCACAGAUGCUGGGUUACUGGGGACUGGGUAUUCCAAUGGUGGAGACUUAAAAAAGCAUAAUGUGGUCCUAUCCUUUGUGAUGUUUCCUUCUCCGUGCCUUUGAGAGGAAUGUUUACCAGCCAUGGCCUUGUUAUUGAUUCCUCUUCCAAUCCUCAGGAGGUGGGUUUGGCACUUAGUCAUAACAGUACAUUGGCUGUGGGAUCUGAUGUUAAGAUUUGCUUUCUGAUUUUGCUAGCACUCUGGGCCCUGUGAAGUGAAAAACUGUGUCUCUGAGGCUUCUGUGUGGCCCUUUCUUCUCACAUCACCCUUCCACUGUAAGGAAAGACCACUGAAGAUUAACCCUCUAAAUAAAACCAAUGAAACAAUCAAACAAGUAAGAUGUCCUGCCAGUCUCUCUCAAGGGGUUCUGUGAUUCCCUCUGAGAUGUCUCUUCUGCUGUCAUUCCUCUGAGUCAUAAAGUCAUUCCUCUGAGUUAUAAAGGCUACUCUGCUCUCUUCCUGUUCCUCCCUCCUCUGUAUGUCUCCCUGUUUGUGUGUGUUCAGCCCUGUGUGCCUUUUGAGUUUGCUCUAAGAGUGUUGGAGUUUGUUGGGUUUCCAGGCCGAAGGGGCUGUCCUCACCCUUGUGGCAGUUUUGUUGACUUUCCUCAGUCUGCUCUGGGGUGAGAUGAGUUGACUUCUGUAUCCCCGUGGACCUGCCGCUCCUUCCCCCAGCUGUAUUUUUGACCUUCUUCAUUUGAUAUGGAAGGAAAACUUCUUUACCUGGCAGAUAGUGGUCAGGAUCUCCACCAUGCACAUGUCCUCUCAUCCUGCCAGAAUAGCAUGGGAUUUUUGAGAGUUUUGGAAAUGGAGCUAAAAGGAUCUCAUACCUCCCCUUGGGGUGGGUGAAGUGCCUGUGCUUUGCUCUGUGAUUGUCUUGCUGUUGCUCUUUGACAGGAUAUGAUCAGAGUAACCUCAAGCUGACUGAACCUCCUGGAUAGGGUUGCCAGAUAAAAUAAUUUUUUUAACCAAUUUUUUAGUGUAAGCGUGUACCGUGCAAUAUCUGGGACAUACUUAACACUAAAAAAUUAUUUUGUUUAUCUGAGAUUCAAAGUUAAUGGGGCAUCCUGUAUUUUUAUUUGCUAAAUCUGUUAACCCUACUCUUUGAGGAGGUCAAGCAAAUAUCAAGUAUUGAUAGAAGAUAAAAGGUUAUUUAAAUACUCUAUUCUUCCUCCUUUUCUUCUGGUUUCCCUUUCCCCUCACAGUGGACUAAAGUGCUUUUUUUUUCCUUCAUCACUGUACCCGCCACUUCAUGCAAUAUUCCAUUGGUGUGUAUGUCUACAAUGUUAAUUGUCUGAAGCUGUGGAGGAUCCAGGAUGAAUACUGUUGUCCAGCACUUCCCUUCUCAGUUCCAAUGUACUGUAUCUAUUUUCCAGUGUGCAACUCAGGGUCUCCUGAGGCUGGCAGGGAUUCCGUAUGAGCAGUGUGUUAACUGGAAGAGGGUGAGUGUGGCCCUCUUCAACUAAGGCUCAAUAGCACUUUGGAAAGGGGGGCUAUUACCAUAAUGUGGCUACUGUGGAGGUCAACUGGCUUCUGGGCGCUGUGCCCACUGCCCUUUUGUAAAGUCACUGGGUUUUUCCAAAGACAGUCAAAUGGAAGUGUAUUCCAGUCUCAUGAUGUUCUGAUUGAUGCCACUUUGGGUGCUCAUAGGACUUCAUGGUUGAAAGGGGCUAGAAACAUGCCUGUCACCUAGGUCUCUGGGAACUUUCUAUUUAGCUACUGGAAUCUUUUAAGUUAGCUUUUAAUAGUGCCUCCUGCUCCUCCUUUCCCUGUCAAAUUCCCAAAUGUAAGCCUGGGUUUGGUUUGGGCAAACUUGUGUUCUCUAAUAAAUGGAGGUGUGAUCCACAA
This is a messenger RNA of Dama dama (fallow deer), 3697 nucleotides long. RefSeq names its product rho-related GTP-binding protein RhoG-like. The record is from RefSeq and is a predicted model, not a curated record. NCBI's taxonomy places the organism in Eukaryota, Metazoa, Chordata, Mammalia, Artiodactyla, Cervidae. The coding region runs from base 352 to 945 and encodes 197 amino acids. The transcript is spliced from 4 exons. Gene Ontology annotation, biological process: cortical cytoskeleton organization; regulation of actin cytoskeleton organization; small GTPase-mediated signal transduction. Gene Ontology annotation, cellular component: plasma membrane; cytoskeleton; cytoplasmic vesicle. Gene Ontology annotation, molecular function: protein kinase binding; GTP binding; GTPase activity.